CCUUCCCUCCUCGGCAUGCCCACUCCUUCCCUCAACUCACACUGCACAAGGACUGUCAGAAGAGCUGAGGACCUAAAACAAACUGGCCUUGAGAAAUGUGGCUCUUCUCUCUCCUUGUGGCGACCCUGUUCUGUAAGGUGGGAGGCUCCAUCCACAUCCCUCAGAAGCUCUAUGGGGAGGUGACCUCCCCUUUGUACCCUAAGCCUUACCCCAGCAACUUUGAGACAACCACCGUGAUCACAGUCCCCACGGGAUACAGGGUGAAGCUCAUCUUCUGGCAGUUUGAUCUGGAACCUUCUGAAGGUUGUUUCUAUGACUAUGUCAAGAUUUCUGCUGACAAGAAAACCCUGGGCAGGUUCUGUGGGCAAUUGGAGUCUCCACUGGGUAACCCCCCAGGGAAGAAGGAAUUCAUGUCCCAAGGGAACAAGAUGCUGCUGACCUUCCACACAGACUUCUCCAACGAGGAGAACGGGACCAUCAUGUUCUACAAGGGCUUCCUGGCCUAUUACCAAGCUGUAGAUCUUGAUGAAUGUGCAUCCCAGCACAACUCAGUGGAGGAGGGUUCCCAGCCCCUGUGCCAACACCUGUGCCACAACUAUGUUGGCGGCUACUUCUGUUCCUGCCGAACAGGCUAUGAGCUUCAGAAAGAUGGGCAUUCUUGCCAGCCUGAAUGCAGCAGUGGACUAUACACAGAGUCUUCGGGCUAUAUAUCUAGCCUGGAGUACCCUCAGCCUUACCCCCCGGAUCUGCGCUGCAACUACAGCAUCAGGGUGGAACGGGGCCUCACUCUGCACCUGAAGUUCCUGGAGCCUUUUGAAAUCGAUGACCACCAGCAAGUACACUGCCCCUAUGACCAGCUCCAGAUCUAUGCCAAUGGGAAGAACUUGGGCGAAUUCUGUGGGAAGCAAAGGCCUCCAGACCUGGACACCAGUAGCAAUGCGGUGGAUCUGCUGUUCUUCACAGAUGAGUCUGGAGACAGCCGGGGCUGGAAGCUGCUCUACACCACUGAAAUCAUCAAGUGUCCCCAACCCAAGACCCUGGACGAGUUCACCAUCAUCCAGGAACCGCAGCCUCAGUACCAGUUCCGUGACUACUUCAUCGCCACCUGCAAACAAGGCUACCAGCUCGUGGAGGGGGACCAGGUGCUGCUCUCCUUCACAGCUGUCUGCCAGCAUGACGGCACAUGGCAUCGUGCCAUGCCCCGGUGCAAGAUCAGGGACUGUGGGCAGCCUCGAAGCCUCUCUAAUGGGGACUUCGAAUACAUCACCACAAAGGGAGUGAACACCUACGAAGCCAGUAUCCAGUAUUACUGCCGUGAACCAUAUUACAAGAUGAAGACCAGAGCUGGAAGCAGUGAAUCCACUAGAGGAGUAUACACCUGCACAGCCCAGGGCAUCUGGAAGAACGAAGUGGAGGGAGAGAAGAUGCCCCGGUGUCUGCCAGUGUGUGGGAAGCCUGUCCACCCUGUGAAAGAGAAGCAGCGCAUCAUCGGAGGGCAGAAAGCCAGUCUGGGCAACUUCCCCUGGCAAGCAUACACCAAUAUCUAUGGGCGAGGGGGCGGGGCCCUGCUGGGCGAUCGCUGGAUCCUCACGGCUGCCCACACACUCUACCCCAAAGAGCACAACUCACGAAACGCCACUAUAGAUGUGUUCCUGGGCCACACAAAUGUGGAGGAGAUAAUGAAACUGCAAAAUCACCCCAUUCGUAGGGUCAGCAUUCACCCAGACUACCGUCAGGACCAGUCCCACAAUUUUGAAGGGGACAUUGCCCUACUGGAGCUGGAAAAUAGUGUCAGCUUGGGUCCCAACCUCCUCCCCAUCUGCCUCCCUGACAAUGAGACCUUCUAUGACAGAGGCCUCAUGGGUUAUGUCAGUGGUUUUGGGAUAAUGGAUGAUAAGAUUGCUUCUGACCUCAGGUUUGUCAGGCUGCCUGUCGCUGAGCGGCGCUUGUGCCAGAGCUGGCUCCAGACAAAAAAGAGCAAAGAUGUGUUUUCUCAAAAUAUGUUCUGUGCUGGGGACCCAUCUCUAAAGCAUGAUGCCUGCCAAGGGGACAGUGGGGGUGUUUUUACAGUGAGGGACCGCAACAAUGACCGCUGGGUGGCCACAGGCAUCGUGUCCUGGGGCCUUGGGUGCGGUGAGGGAUAUGGCUUUUACACCAAAUUACUCAACUAUGUGGACUGGAUCAAGAAAGAGAUGGGGGAAGAAGACUGAGCCCAGAAUUCACUAGGUACAAAUUUAGUGUGUAGUAUGGGAAAAAAGAAUAUAUAUAUAUGUGACCAAUUAUUGAUAACCACUAAGAACCAAUAUUAAAAUCACAAAUGCAGAAAGACACUGUGUGAAAUAAAUUCUCUUUUCUAUAAUCCCAUUCA
Nannospalax galili (Upper Galilee mountains blind mole rat) is the source of this 2368-nucleotide messenger RNA. It is a transcript of the gene C1r, whose product is annotated as complement C1r. Gene Ontology annotation, molecular function: serine-type endopeptidase activity; calcium ion binding. Lineage: Eukaryota; Metazoa; Chordata; Mammalia; Rodentia; Spalacidae. The record is from RefSeq and is a predicted model, not a curated record. The transcript is spliced from 11 exons. Gene Ontology annotation, biological process: zymogen activation; complement activation. Bases 96 to 2210 code for a protein of 704 amino acids. Gene Ontology annotation, cellular component: blood microparticle; extracellular region.